GGCGCGUCGUGGGACUUCUGCACCGGCAAGGGCAAGGGCUUUAACGUUGGUAUGAAGGUCGAAGUCGUCAACCCCAAGGGUGGCCCUAGCUGCAAGAACCUCACGUGCAUGCAAAAGGGCUGCUCUGAUGCGUACCAAGUGCCCAACGACAAGCAGACGUGGGUCUGCGAUCAGUCGUCCUCGUACAUUAUCACGAUCUACUGCUAAAGUAAUACUAGUAGUACAGCUAUGAUACCACCGACGUUAACCUCUAAUGUGGUUGCUCACAGACGACUCCAGUACCAGCGGGGCUGUCCAAUUCAACGUGUCGCGGUUUCGAA
Messenger RNA from Saprolegnia diclina VS20, 320 nucleotides. RefSeq lists its product as hypothetical. The record is from RefSeq and is a predicted model, not a curated record. The coding region runs from base 52 to 207 and encodes 51 amino acids. NCBI's taxonomy places the organism in Eukaryota, Oomycota, Saprolegniomycetes, Saprolegniales, Saprolegniaceae. The transcript has a single exon.